AUGUGAUAUCUGAAAGUGUUUAAUUUAGAAUGUUGGAGAUUUUAAAGUCAAUGAAACAUAACAUACAUACAUAUAUAUGUGUAAUAUUUUUAAUAUAUAUUAUUAACACUUUUAUUUUAAAGCUUUACAAAGUUACAUAUUGUUGCUUUAAUGUAUUUCCUCAUGAAUUCAGGUCAAAGGUCACCAAACGUCACAGAAUCACACUCGUAAUAAUAACCGUAGAGGAAAAUAACUCACCAGCUCCCGAUCCUCUGCAGAUCCACUUCCUGGUUUUAAAGAGGCAGCCAAUCAGGACUCUCUCUCUCUCUCUCUGUCUCACACACACACACACACACACCAGAGAGUCAGUGAACAGAGAGCGAGCUGCUCUUAUGGUUUGUUGUCAGUGACGAGCAGAGCAGGACACACACAGGGACAGACACACACAGUGAGACAGACACACACAGUGGGACACAGCUCGAGUGUUUUUGUCUCCGGGUCUCUGGACUUUGUUUCUGCAGGUUGUGGGUGUGUUUCCCCGGUGAUGACCUCACUGCUUCUCUCUGGACACGGCCUCACACUGAGAUGAAGGACCUCUCCUCCACCUCCUCUCCUCUCACCUCCCUGCUCCACUAUCCUUCCUCCAAAACCUCCGUGGCCCCGUUCUCUCCGUCCGCCGGCCCCGCCUCCUCGCCGGGCCCCUCGCUGUCGCCGUUGGCUCCGCUCUCCAAACCUCCGAGCUUCUGCCUGCAGACGGGGCCUCACCUCAUCGCCAGCAUGCAGCUGCAGAAGCUCAACUCUCACUACCAGAACCUGAGUGGAGGUUCUGCAGGACACCCGGCCGCCGCCGGAGCUCAGCGGGGCUUCGGAGCGCCGUCUCUGGGAACAGGAAACCAGCUCCUGGGGCCUCCUGGAGGCCUGGCUGGAGCCGGGAUGGGGGUCGGGAUCAGCAUGGGGAACCAGAACUCAGGCGCAGGUGGAACAAGCGACUUUGACCUCGUGGACGAGGAGGUUCUCAUGUCUCUGGUGGUGGAGCUGGGUUUGGACCGAGCCAACGAGCUGCCCGAGCUGUGGCUGGGUCAGAACGAGUUUGAUUUCAUGUCGGAUGUUCCGGCCGGAUGUUGACGUUGGAGGAGACGCAGUGGAUUAAGUCGUGGGAUUAGGAGAUUGAAGGCAUAAUCUCGCUCUGUGCGUAGACGACAGAGGCGUCAGCGAUGGAAAACGCCGCUCACUUUUGAAAGACAGUGGAGGUCAAACACUCACUCUCUGCUUCACUGGGAUUAAAUGUAGUUUUCCCUCGUUUCACUGCGACAUUUGAUGUUUCCUGUUUGUGGAGAGCAGAGAAACAGAAGCGUGAGCAGACACAGGGAGUGGUGGACGCAGACGUCUUACUGCCCCUGUCCUCUUUCCUCCAUCUGUCCCCGUCUGAUUGAUAGCAGGAGGUUUUGGCAGAGACGUUUGGACUCUGAAGGAGACGAUGAAGACAAUGAAGACGCACCUGCUGGACAGUCAGGGCUGCAGGGGGGACAAAGGAAAACGAGAGACAUGCCUGUAUGGGACACUCGUGUUUUCUUGUGCUUUCAAUGUUAGAGCGCGGUCUCACGGGACACUUGUGUCCACAAAGACGCUGGUUGUCUCCUUCUCUCUCUGUGCCUCUGUGUUUUGUUUGAGUGGAGUUGAAGCAGUCGAUUCACAGGACAUGUUAUUUAAGACAGCGGCUGAUAUCCAUCAGGGCCACAUGGACAAGGCCAGCUUCUGUCGCUCCUCUGUCAUCAGCUCCACUUUUUCUGAGAUCAAGAGACCAGGACUCUCUCUCUCUGAGACCCGAGACCCGAGACCUCGGGGCUUCCAGGUCCUCGUCGUCAAGAGAGUCACCGCGGCGCUCCGUGACCUGCAGCAAGUGUCGUCACAGACGGGCUCAUUCAUUCAUUCAUUCAUUCAUUCAUUCACGCCAUUUUCCUGUUCAGUCACAUUAACGUUGACGUUACGGCCGUUUGUUCAACUUAUCAGCUCAUGUCAUGGUGCUGAUAAGAAGCGCUGUGUGUGUUUUGUCAUCAUAGGCCUGGAAGUGUUUCAACACACACACACACACACGCACACACACACACACACACACACACCCAUAAAAACGUUACGACGGUUUGCAUAAGCAUGUGGUUUCCAGUCGUCUGUUAAACUGCCGACGACUUUAUUUAAAAAAAAAAUGAUAAUAAUAAUAAUAACAAGUGUCUUCAGGACAAAUCCUGGCUCAGGUGUCAAAGACCAGAGACCAGGAUCAGAAACCACUUCACAUUUUAUCCUUACUUUGUCUUCAUCCGUCACUGUUGAAAUCUUUGUGACUAAUA
Solea solea (common sole) is the source of this 2324-nucleotide messenger RNA. RefSeq names its product Cbp/p300-interacting transactivator, with Glu/Asp-rich carboxy-terminal domain, 1 (gene cited1). Gene Ontology annotation, cellular component: nucleus. Gene Ontology annotation, biological process: regulation of DNA-templated transcription. NCBI's taxonomy places the organism in Eukaryota, Metazoa, Chordata, Actinopteri, Pleuronectiformes, Soleidae. The transcript has 2 exons. The record is from RefSeq and is a predicted model, not a curated record. The coding region runs from base 565 to 1104 and encodes 179 amino acids.